GGCGAGAUCUAUGAAAAGAUCAUUCAAGAGGUCAUCAACGCUUCGCAGAAUGACUUUGAAGAGAAUGGUGUUCAGCAGCAGACCUUGGUAGAACUGCAACAGUCAUGGCAGCACAAGAUGUCGCAGCGCGAUGUCGCGCAAAUGCCUUGGGAUCCCAAGCCGGCCCCACCGCCGCCCCAACAACCUGCUCAACAGCAGCAAGCACAACAACCUGCCCCAGCACCCAUACCUGUGCAGAAUGGAGCUCCAGUCCAGCACCAAGUCCCUCAGAAUGGACAUGCGCAGCCCAAAGCUGAUCCAAAUUCGGCUUCCCAGCCAAUGCACAGCUACCCUGCUGCUCAGCAACCAUAUCCUCAGCAGGUCAACAAUCAGAUGAUGGCACAGCAACGUGCUGCAUCCUUGCUUCAGCAGCAGUUCGGUCAACAAGCCAACGCGUCACUCAAUGCAAUGCAACAGAGGGGUAUCGCCCUCCCUGGAGGCGUUCAAAACGCCCACCCGCAACAACAGCCACAACAACAACAGCAGCAACAAAGACCACAGGGCUUGCAGUUGCCCGCACAGGCUGGACAAGCUACUGCACAGCCAGCACAGGCCCAACAGCAACGCCAGAUGCAAGCUCAGUAUGCUCAGCAAAUGCGCCAACAGACGGCUCACCAGCAACCUCAAGUCAAGCCCGAAGGCAAUGGCCAAUAUCCUCAGCAACCUGGCGUCAACUACUCGCAGACAGAUGGAUCAGACGAAGCCGCGCUUGAUGAGUGGAACAGAUACAUAACCGAGAGACGCAGAAUCAGCUCGGCUCAAGUGGAUGAGAACGAUCGUAUGAUGAGACGUCAAAUCGAAGAUCUGCAGCACAGGCUUGAAAACGGACUGUUGCUUCCUCUGGACGACCANAAAGAACACAGCCGUUACAGAAAGCGUGUAACUGCACGUAGAGCCCGCGCAAACACUGGCUCGCGCUUGGCUAGCAUUCCCCAACUGGACGGUGACGUGGAUGACGAGGACGAGGAUGCUAUCAACUCGGACCUUGAUUCGUCGAGCGAUGAAGCCGGCAACAACGCUGAUGAGGAAGACGAGGAGAUUGACCAUGUCCUUUGCACGUACGACAAGGUGCAGCGUGUCAAGAACAAGUGGAAGUGCACUCUCAAGGAUGGUAUCAUGUCGGCCAAUGGCAAGGGAGCUCAAGGAGAGUUUGAGUGGUAA
Messenger RNA from Aureobasidium musti, 1200 nucleotides. The record is from the annotation of a GenBank genome assembly. NCBI's taxonomy places the organism in Eukaryota, Fungi, Ascomycota, Dothideomycetes, Dothideales, Saccotheciaceae.